UCUAGCUUCAUCGACUCUUGUGCGUGAGAGCACGCUGAUGGAUGUGAGAAGUGAAGUAGCCUAGGUUAGAUAACAUCAUGGAAAUACUUUUAUAACACUUGUAGAGAGAUUGUGCACUGGGGAACAAUUCUAAGGACAAUAUCCAUAUAAAUGCAACGUUUUAUUUGGAAAAAAUAACAACAAAUGGUUCUCUAUACCUUCAUGGAUGACGAGGACAUUAGUGAAAACGCUCACCAACACGGAUGGCAGUGUUCUGCAAUGUGCAUGUAUGUUUUUGGACUUUUCAUAAUACCAAGACCUUACGCUCUUCUUCUUCUUCUUCGAGUGUCUUCUGAAAUGCGCUAGAGGAGCUGAAAGGAAGGGGGAAAAGGACAGCACAAUGAGGGGGAAAUACUUUCUGCUCGGUUACUUGUUGGUCAAAGUUAUGGCGCUGGUCUGCAAAGCAGACGGAGAAGCAGGACAACUGGAGGGCUUUGUCAUGAUGACGAUGUCCAACGGAUCCAAGGAGGACGAGGGCGCAGGCUUCUCGGAGCCCCCGCACACGGAGGACAGGUGCCGGGGGUACUAUGAUGUGAUGGGCCAGUGGGACCCGCCGUUCGUUUGCAAAACGGGCGAUUAUCUGUACUGCUGCGGCACCUGUGGCUUUCGGUUCUGUUGCUCCUACAAGACCUCGCGGCUGGAUCAGAGCACCUGUAAAAACUACGACACUCCGGUGUGGAUGAUGACAGGUCAAACCCCGUUUAAGAAAAACGACCUGCGGCACGACCCCACCAAAGAUAAAACGAAUUUAAUCGUGUAUAUAAUCUGUGGAGUAGUCGCUAUCAUGGCACUUGUUGGGAUAUUCACCAAACUCGGCCUGGAAAAGGCGCACCGACCCCAGAGAGAGAAUAUGACUAGGGCUGUCCAGAGCGUGUUACAGGUCGGCUGUCCAGGUGAGCAGUUCCAGGGGGAGGACACCCUUGGCAUGCAUGCACAGCACUAUGACACAAGGGCCAACAACCUCCAGGGAGGUCAGAUGAACAACGUAGGUCCAGGUCCCACCAUGGGCCAGCCACACCCCUACCCUGCUCUGAGCCAGCUGGCCCACGUCUAUGAACAGCAACAACCUGGGAAGGAACUCAACAAGUACGCCUCGCUCAAGCUCGUAGCGGCCAAGGCCAACGGUGACUUCUACAACAAGCGGCGUCUGAUGGUGGAACUGCCAUCCAAAGGCGGCCUCCCCCUCCAACACAUGAACCCCAUGACCAACAACCCUAUUUCCCACAACCCAAUUAAUAACCCCACCAUGACCCACAAUCCAAUGAACAACCCCAUGGCCCACAACAACCCCACGACCCACAACAACCCCAUGGCCCUCAACAACCCUAUGACCCACAACAACCCCAUGUCCCACAAAACCCCUAUGUCUCACAUCAAGCCCAUGACCCACAACAACCCCAUGUCCCAUAACAACCCCAUGGCCCACAACAACCCCAUGGCACACAACAACCCCAUGUCCCACAACAACCCUAUGGCUCACAACAACCCUAUGCCCCACAACAACCCCAUGACCCACAACAACCCCAUGGUCCACAACAACCCCAUGACCCAAAACAACCCCAUGGUCCACAACAACCCCAUGGCCCACAAUCCCAUGAGUCCCAUCAGCCCCCUGGGCUCCCUGGGCCCUGAGCCCGUGGCCACCUACAUCACAGAGAUGCCCAGCAGCUUGCCCAUUCUAUCCAGCUUCCACCAGGGCUCCACCAUGCCAACCGCGCCCAAGAUGAACGCACAGAAGCCCCAAAGACUCAGCAGCAGUGGAUGUGGUGGCGACAUAGUCAGUAAUAAAGGUUCAGGAGCCAUGACCAUGUCCAGCAUGACUAGAACAGGGACUUUCCCAGGGCCUCACCGCCACACCGGGACGGUUCCCGGGCCUCACCACCAACAACAACACCACCACCAACAUCAAGAGCAACAACACCACCCACUGGCCUACAGCUCCAAUACCAUCGCAGCCCCCAGGGGGAUGGGGGGAGGGAUGGGUCUGAAGGGUUGGGAUGGGACUGAGACGGUAGGCAGGAGGAAGGGUUACGGUUCCAAGAGGCCCCAGUGUACGGUGGAGCAGAUCAACAAGCUGCACAGUCAGUCCCGCUCCCAGAGCCACAGCCAGCACUUCCUGCCCACUCAGCCUUACUUUGUGACCAACAGUAAGACGGAGGUAACUGUGUGAGAGAGUGGGAGAGGGGGACGAUGGUUGCCCAAAGCAGAGUCAACUAAUAGGCAAAGAGGGAGAGGACAGAGAUGGUGGUGUGUAAGGCCCUGGUUGUUUUGUGUCUUUCUGGGAGCGGGGGCCAGAACAGUGCGCCCUGGUGGUGUGGCAGUGUGCUUGCGUGUGCCGUCCAGUAUGAGUGGAUCACUGCACAUGUGACUGUCAGUCAAUCCUCCACAGGUCGUCAGUCAGAGGGGAGGGGGGCGGGAUUGUAUAACGAUGACAACGUCCAACAGAAGUAUCAAAAUCAUUGUGUGUGUUAUAAUAUCUCCUGUGUAAUGAUAACGUUAUAGAACAAUUACAUUUACAUUUACGUCAUUUAGCAGACGCUCUUAUCCAGAGAACAAUGACAGUGAAAUGUGAAUACAGCAACAGCAAAAGGAAACAUGAGAUUGCCAUGGAUUGCAUUACCAAAUCUGACAAGCAAUAUGAGAUCUAUGGACACCACAAUGGCUGAGGCUAAAACAUUGAGCAGGGAAACAACAAACUGUGGGGAAAGGAAAAUGCAUUCAUUACUGAGACUCUCUCCUACAAAGCCAUUGAAUCAGCCACAGUUUUAGGGCUAUGGGCUAUGGGCUAUGGCUACGAACAUUAUGGGCUUUGUUCUGUGCUUGUAGCCUUGAAAAGUAUCUUGGUCAUCAACACAGAGAAUGGAGGCCAUUGUCCUGUAUAUUUGAAGUAAAGUACUUGAUCACAGCUGGCCCGAAGGCAAGGAGGCUGAAGCAUCAUCUGGAGGAUAGUACUGUGCUCCUGAAAGACUCAUCAGUCCCAAUGCUGUUCACACAGAGAAUCACAGAGAGUCUGUGAUCCAAUAUUUAAAGAUGUGACUACAGACCAUGGCCAUCUGUAGUGAUACCGGCAACUUUUUAUAUUUCCCGUUUUCUCUCUCUUUUAUUCUCUCUAUCCCGCUGAGAAAAGACAACCUUCAGGUAAAGAAAAUGUGAAGAGAGAUAAAAUGGUUCUGAAUCGUUUCUGUUCUACAGUGUAUGGCGAGGCCCCGAUAAGAACUAUGAAACCCUAUUGAGAGAUAUUCCCCCUGAAAGUGUCAUCCCUCACGUGUAUUAUUGCUACACAGUAUUAUGAUUUAUAUGAUGUACCAACAUUUGUAUUUCUGUUUGUAUUUUUGUAUGACUGUGUCCUCUUGACCUUUGGCCACCUCUUCACUCUGGCGUUUGUGGAAAAUACUGUUACUAGGGCAUCCAAAUAUGAAAUGGUCUAAAAGUAGAAGACAAAACCUCUUCAAGCAAAUUGAACAGUAAAAUCUAUACAAGCUGAAUCUAUAGUCAAAUUUCAGCCUAUAGAAAGCAUACUGCAUCCAUGUACUUUGUAAACAACAUGUGUUUCUUUUCUUUCUCUUCUUUGCUCAUGUAAAGGAUUUCAUGCUGGUUGAUUAGCGAGUACCACUUCCUCCCGAUUCGGCCCAUACCUAGCGCGAACUCUGCCUUGCUAGCACACAUGACCAGCUUCCUGAAGCGUCUUACCAGUUGGCACCACACGAAAAUCUAGCUAUUCGCUGGCCAAAGUGGGGACACUUCAGACUGAGGAGUAAGUUUCACCCAUCCCCAUGUGCUACAUUCACCCCUCAAACUUACUCAACAGCGACCCCAGCUUUGAGCUGAGCGCAACUGUAGAUCCGAGUCACUAGGCACCACUGUAAAGGACGUCACGCUGCUUGCUUAGCGAGUCCCACUUCCUUCUGAUUCAGCCCAUACCUGGCGCGAACUCAGGACCUCUGCCUUGCUAGCACACGUGACCACCCUCCUGAAGCGAUUUACCGGUCGGCGCCACACGAAAAGCUAGCUAUUCGCUGGCACAAGUGGCGACACUUCAGGCUGAGGAGUAAUCUCACACAUUCCCAUGUGCUACACUCUGCUGGUGGUUCCACUGUGUAAGCCAUGAUAAAUAACAUCAAUGUUUUCAGGAUGUGCCUUAUCACAAUACUCAAUUGAAUUAAUCCAGCUAUGUGGAAAUCUGGAAAUAUGAACCCCAUACCGUCAACAUUAAAGUUCACACUGCUCUCAGAGCAGCGGGAAGGCAGAUGGGGAGGCAAGCACGGAGGGAGGCAAACCAGGCAGGCAAAGGAACUCAAACAGAACAUAUUUUGCCUGAGCAGUGCACCGGGAAGGCAGGGAGGGAGGCAGGCAGACAAGCAGGGAGGGAGGCAGGCGGGCAGGCAGGCAGGCAGGCAGGCAGGC
Coregonus clupeaformis (lake whitefish) is the source of this 4443-nucleotide messenger RNA. Its product is annotated as protein shisa-9A-like. The record is from RefSeq and is a predicted model, not a curated record. Gene Ontology annotation, biological process: regulation of short-term neuronal synaptic plasticity; regulation of AMPA receptor activity. The transcript is spliced from 4 exons. Bases 380 to 2209 code for a protein of 609 amino acids. Gene Ontology annotation, cellular component: dendritic spine membrane; postsynaptic density; postsynaptic membrane. Lineage: Eukaryota; Metazoa; Chordata; Actinopteri; Salmoniformes; Salmonidae.